UUGAUUCUCAUACUGGCAGGUGUUUUGUCAUGAUAGUGACACAGAUACAUUUAUUAUAGUAGUCUGAUUGCAAGUUGGGACAGGAGAACUCACAUUGCCAGCUGUGUGGCUGCGCAGUCUCUGUGUUCUGUUACUAUGGCAUCCUCACUGCUGAUUGAUCUGCUGUCCCUGAACAUAACUCAGCUCUGCCAAUGGGCGGCCUGGCUCUUUGCCCUGCUUGCAAUAUUCAAAGCAUGCAAACUGUACCUGACAAGGAGGGAACUGCUGGCAACAUUUAAAGAUUUCCCGGGGCCUAAGACCCACUGGCUGUUUGGGAAUGUCCACGAGUUUAAAGGAGAUGGGAAAGACUUGGACAUCAUGCAUGGUUAUGCUGAAAAAUACCCUUAUGCCUACCCGUUGUGGAUGGGAAGCUUCUAUCCUGUACUCAUUAUCUGCCAUCCUGACUAUGCAAAGGCCAUUCUGUCCAGACAGGACCCAAAGGAUAAUUUUGCCUACUAUUUUAUUACUCCAUGGAUUGGAAAGGGUCUGUUGGUCUUGUCUGGACAGAAGUGGUUCCACCACCGUCGGCUGAUCACUCCUGGUUUUCACUAUGAUGUUUUGAAACCAUACGUGAAGCUGAUGUCAGAUUGUACCAAUGUCAUGCUGGAUAAAUGGGAGAAACUUGUUUAUGACAACAAGCCAGUGGAGCUAUUUCACCAUGUCAGCCUUAUGACGCUGGACACGAUCAUGAAAUGCGCCUUCAGUUACCAUAGCGACUGCCAGAAUAACAGUGAAAAUGCCUAUAUUAAAGCAGUAUACGAUAUCAGUUACAUCGUGGAUUACCGCUUUUCCUGCAUUCCGUAUCACAAUGAUCUUAUUUUCUACCUAAGCCCCCAUGGAUUCCGCUUUCGUCGAGCACUAAAGACAGUGCAUCAACACACCGCUAGGGUCAUUAAAGAGAGAAUGGAAUCACUCAAAAUGGAUAAAGAGCUUGAAAAGAUAAAACAGAAGAGACAUUUAGACUUCUUGGAUAUUCUUCUGUGUGCAAAGGAUGAAAAAGGCCAGGGUUUGUCUGAUGAGGACAUGCGUGCUGAGGUAGACACCUUCAUGUUUGAGGGACAUGAUACCACAGCCAGUGGGAUCUCCUGGAUGUUAUACUGUAUGGCCAAGUACCCCGAGCACCAACAGAAAUGUCGAGAGGAGAUCAGGGAGAUUCUGGGUGAAAGGAACACAGUGGAAUGGGAUGAUUUAGGUAAAAUGACCUACACCACUUUGUGCAUCAAGGAGUCUUUGCGGCUCUAUCCACCAGUCCCAGAGGUUGCCAGGGAGCUUAGUCAGCCAAUCACAUUCUGUGAUGGAAGGACUCUUCCAAAAGGUGCUAAUAUAGUUCUGAGUAUAUAUAACCUAAAUAGAUGUUCCAGCAUUUGGGAAGAACCAGAGGUUUUUAAUCCCCUGCGAUUCUCCCCUGAAAAUACAUCGACCAGACACUCACAUGCCUUCCUGCCCUUCUCUGCUGGAUCCAGGAACUGCAUUGGACAGAAUUUUGCUAUGAAUGAGAUGAAAGUGGCUUUAGCAUUGACCUUAAAGAGAUUCGAGAUCAGUCCUGACCCUGAGAAUGAGCCGCUAAACCUGGCUCAGCUUGUCUUACGCUCUGUGAAUGGGAUUUACCUCCGCUUCAAGAAGGUGGAAACGGAAGAGAAAAAAUCGAAAAUCUGAAUCAUUUUGUCUGACGGACUUGUGAUAUAAUGACUUUCAUGAGAAUAUU
Pelobates fuscus (common spadefoot toad) is the source of this 1744-nucleotide messenger RNA. RefSeq names its product cytochrome P450 4B1-like. Gene Ontology annotation, molecular function: oxidoreductase activity, acting on paired donors, with incorporation or reduction of molecular oxygen; monooxygenase activity; heme binding. The record is from RefSeq and is a predicted model, not a curated record. Lineage: Eukaryota; Metazoa; Chordata; Amphibia; Anura; Pelobatidae. The transcript is spliced from 12 exons. Bases 136 to 1695 code for a protein of 519 amino acids.